This is a messenger RNA of Helicoverpa armigera (cotton bollworm), 2091 nucleotides long. RefSeq lists its product as uncharacterized. The record is from RefSeq and is a predicted model, not a curated record. NCBI's taxonomy places the organism in Eukaryota, Metazoa, Arthropoda, Insecta, Lepidoptera, Noctuidae. The transcript has a single exon. Bases 1 to 2091 code for a protein of 696 amino acids.
AUGGCAAACGUUUUAACCACAAUUUCGUCUUUGGCUUUAGCAGAUCCUUCGUUCGAUACGCCGAACAAGAUUGACUUGCUUUUAGGCGCCGAAGUUUAUGGCCAGAUUUUGUUAGAAGGUUUAAUCAAAGGUUCAUCCAGUCAACUCAUCGCGCAAAACACAAGACUAGGAUGGAUCUUAUCUGGUCAAGUAGGUGAAUUCAACCAAAGCGAAACCUGCCACAAUACCGUCGUUACACUGCAUUCUACUCUCACAGAUGAAAAUAGUCUCCUUAAAAAAUUCUGGGAGUUAGAAGCUGAGCCCAAAGGCCUUAACGAUAAGGCGUACUUGACCCCAGAAGAGCAGAAGUGCGAAGAGAUAUUCAAGGGCACGACUAAGCGAGAUGAAUCUGGUCGCUAUAUCGUGCACAUGCCCUUCAGGUCAAGUGAUCCUGCUUGUAAAUAUGGGGGAUCAAAGGACAUUGCUCUCAAACGCUUUUUAACCUUAGAAAAGCGAUUUCUAAAGAAUCCAGACUUCAAGGCUCAGUAUUCAGCGGUUAUCAAGGAGUACUUAGAUCUGAAUCAUAUGGAUAUAGUACGAGAUAGUGACAAGGAAAGUGCUGUGUACCUACCUCAUCAUGCCGUCAUUCGAAACGACAAGAGUACAACAAAGUUGCGCAUUGUGUUUGAUGCAUCAUGUGUAGGCAGCAACGGAGUGUCUCUUAAUCACGAUUUAAUGGUGGGUCCUCCUCUACAACCUGAUCUUCGUCAUAUUAUCAUGCGGUGGCGUCGUGAACCUAUCUGUCUGGUCGCAGACAUCGUUAAGAUGUACAGGCAGGUUAGGGUAUGCGAUGAACACACAGAUUUUCAGCGCAUAUUAUGGCGGGAGAAUCCAGAUGACGAAAUUCAGGUGUUACGUCAUCUGCGAGUAACUUUUGGAACUUCAUCGGCGCCUUACCUGGCAGUAAGAUCAUUGCAGCAGUUAGCUCAGGACGAAGGCGCUGAAUUCCCUUUAGCAAAAACCCGUGUUCUUUCAGAUUUCUACAUGGAUGACCUUAUGGCAGGCUGUCAAACCAUAGAAGAGGGAGUAGAAAUAUAUAAGCAGAUAACUGAGUUACUUAAACGUGGAGGGUUUCAGCUUCAAAAGUGGGCUAGUAACAACGAAGAAUUAUUAAAAUUAAUUGAAGACGGUCAACAAAUAUCACAAACACAAGGGAACAUGGUAUUAAAAACUGAUGCUAUUUCGAAAAUAUUAGGCUUAACGUGGGACAAAGACAAUGACGAGUUCGUUUACACAAUUCAACUUAAGGAGCUAGAUUUACCAGUUACGAAGCGUAAGGUUAUUUCAGACAUAGCACGAUUAUUCGAUCCCCUUGGAUGGUUAGCACCGACAAUCAUUACUGCGAAGGUGUUCAUUCAACGAAUAUGGAUGACUGGGAUCGAAUGGGAUGCAGAACUACCUGCACCAUUGCUGAAAGAAUGGCUUGACUUUCGAGAAAACCUUCGUAACCUUGUUAAGUUUCGUCUGCCUCGUUGGAUCAACUCUAGCAAAGAUAACAGAGUUCUAGAAUUACAUGGCUUUUCAGAUGCAUCCAAUGUAGCAUACGCCGCGGUGGUAUACGUUCGCAUCAUUGACAGAGAAGGACACAUUCAAACAAACUUGGUGACUGCAAAGACUAAGGUUGCUCCUGUUAAGCAGGUAUCAAUCCCUCGUUUAGAGCUCUGUGGAGCUGUCUUGCUUGCAAAACUUCUUGAGGAAGUUGCUACAACCCUAGAAGUUCCCAAGCAGCACUUACAUGCGUGGACAGACUCAUCCGUCGUAUUGGCGUGGUUAAGCAGCCACCCUAGUCGGUGGAAAACGUUCAUCGCGAAUCGUGUUUCCGAAAUACUUACCAUAAUGGAUAGAAGUCAGUGGUCACAUGUGGUGUCGUCGGAAAAUCCAGCAGAUUGCGCAUCUCGGGGGGUUAGUCCUUCUGAAUGUAGUGACCUGCAACUCUGGAAAAAGGGUCCAGUAUGGUUACAGAAUGAUAAAAUAGAUUAUAAUAGAGCAAAUAUUCAAGGAACUACGUUAGAAGAAAGAAAGAUAAAACAAAGUGUCAUGCAACUGCAGUAG